Molecule: messenger RNA, 2880 nt
Organism: Lotus japonicus
Lineage: Eukaryota; Viridiplantae; Streptophyta; Magnoliopsida; Fabales; Fabaceae
Product: ATP-dependent DNA helicase RRM3-like
Exons: 2
Coding region: 1-2880 (959 amino acids)
Biological process (GO): DNA repair; telomere maintenance
Molecular function (GO): DNA helicase activity
Source: RefSeq, a predicted model, not a curated record
AUGUAUACCAUUGAGUUUCAAAAGAGGGGACUUCCACAUGCCCAUAUACUUAUUUGGUUAGCGCCUGGUUCAAAGCUAACAACACCAGAGAAAAUUGAUUCAGUUAUAUGUGCAGAGUUACCUGAUCCAGUUGCUAGCCCGAAACUAUUUGAAGUUGUUUCUAUGUUCAUGGUCCAUGGUCCAUGUGGAAGUAGUAGAAAAAAUUCUCCGUGCAUGGUAAAUGGUCGGUGUUCCAAAUUUUUUCCUAAGAAAUAUGUGGAUAAGACCUCAUUUGACAUUGAUGGUUAUCCGACAUAUCGAAGGAGGAACACUGGUGUUUUUGUUGAAAGACGUGAUGUUCAAUUAGAUAAUGGGUAUGUUGUUCCUUAUAAUGCAAAAUUGUUGAUGAAGUACCAAGCCCACAUUAACAUUGAAUAUUGUAACAAAUCGAAUUGCAUCAAAUACUUAUUUAAGUAUAUCAACAAAGGAGUUGAUCGGGUUACAGUUUCAAUGAAAAAUGAAUGUAAUGAAGGACAAAAUGUGCCGGAGGUUGAUGAGAUCCAACAAUAUUAUGAUUGUCGUUAUUUGUCUGCUUGUGAAGCUGCUUGGAGAUCAUUUUCAUUUCGUAUUCAUGAUCAUUGGCCUCCCGUUCAGCGAUUACCUUUUCAUAUGCCCAACAAACAAGUUGUAUUAUAUGGUAAUGAAGAACCAAUUGAUAGGGUCGUUCAAAGAGGUCAGAUGUCUGAAACAAUGUUUACUGGGUGGAUGGUUGCUAAUAUGAUAUAUGAACAUGGUAGGCAUUUGACAUAUGCUGAGUAUCCGCAGUUAUUUGUUUGGCAUCCUAAAGAUAAAGAGUGGCGACCACGCAAAAGAGGGUUUUCCAUUGGAAGAAUGAAUUUUAUACCUUUGGGGUGUGGGGAGGUAUAUUAUUUGCGUUUAUUGUUAAAUCUACAAUGUGGAUGCACAAGUUAUGCCGAUUUGAGAACUGUUGAUGGUGUUGUUCGAGUGAGCUUUCAGGAAGCAUGUUCUGCCUUGGGAUUAUUAGAGGAUGAUAAAGAAUUUAUUGAUGGAUUAAUUGAUUGUGCUGAAUUGUCAGGUGGUAUGUCUGUUAGAAAGUUGUUUAUGGUGUUGCUAUUAUCUAAUUCAAUUGUCACACCAGGAAAAGUUUUUGAGGAAACUUGGAGGUUGUUAGCCGAUGGAAUUCUUUAUAAGCGAAGGAAAUUACUUUGCAAUCCAUCUUUGCGUUUGGAUGAUCAGACUUUGAAGACGCUUUGUUUGGUUGAGCUUGAAAAAAUGUUUGUUAAUAAUGGGAAAACACUAAAGGAUUUUCCUGGCAUUCCGUAUCUUAUUUCAGAUGAAGUCCCUCAGUUUGAGAAUGUCAUGUUGUUUAACGAGUUAAGAUUUGACAUUGAUGAUAUGUCAGUUAAACAUAAUGACCAUUUGAUGAAGUUGAAUAAUGGUCAAAGGAAAGUGUAUGAUGAGGUUAUUGAUGCAGUUAAUAAAUCAGAUGGAGGAUUUUAUUUUGUCUAUGGUUCAGGUGGUACAGGAAAAACUUUUCUUUGGAAAACUCUAAGUUAUAGAUUAAGAUCUGAGCGGAAGAUUGUGUUGAAUGUUGCAUCCAGUGGUAUAGCAUCUCUUUUGUUACCUGGUGGGAGGACUGCACAUUCGUUAUUUAGUAUCCCACUUGUGUUAAAUGAGGAUUCAUGUUGUAAUAUUAGGCUGGGUAGUAACAAGGCAGAGUUGCUUAAACAUACAAGUUUAAUUAUAUGGGAUGAGGCACCUAUGGUUAAUAGGUGGGCAUUUGAGGCUGUUGAUAGAACCUUGCGUGAUAUAAUGGAAGUUGGGGAUGUUUAUGGUGGGGGAAAGCCCUUUGGUGGAAAAGUUGUGGUUUUAGGGGGAGAUUUUAGACAAACUCUUCCUAUUAUCCCGAAAGCAAGUAGGGAAGAAAUUGUAAUGGCUACUAUUAACUCAUCAAGACUAUGGAAAUUUUGCAAAGUCUUAAAACUUACUGAGAAUAUGCGUUUGCAUGGGAAUGAUUCUUUACAUGAUCGUGAAAAAUUGGUUGAAUUUAGCAAGUGGAUACUUGAUAUUGGUGAUGGUAAUUUGGGUGAUUACAAUGAUGGUGAAUGUGAUUUAGAUAUUCCACAUGACUUGAUGGUUCCCUUUAAAGAUGAUGCUGUGUCAAGUAUAGUUUAUUCCACCUACCCUGAUAUUCAAAGGAAAUUUUUUGAUGAGGAAUAUUUUAUUGAUAUAGCUAUUCUUGCUCCCACUUUGGAUAUUGUUGAUAGUGUGAACCAGUUUGUGCUUUCAAUAGUACCUGGCAAAGAAAAAGUGUAUUUAAGUUCAGACAGUGUAGUCAAAGUUGAUGAAGAUGUAGCCAUUGAUGCAAAUUGGAUAACCAUUGAGUUUUUGAACGGCAAUAAGGGAUCUGGACUUCCUGAUCAUAGGUUGUGUUUGAAAAUUGGAACGCCCAUUAUGUUAAUGAGAAAUAUUGAUGUUUCAGCUGGGUUAUGCAAUGGAACUCGGCUUAUUGUGUUGGAUCUUAGACCAAAUUUGAUUUAUGGGAAAGUGCUAAAUAGAAAUAAAGCUGGCACAAAAACAUACAUCCCACGCAUGACUAUUGUUCCUUCUGAUAGUGGUCUACAUGUUAAAGUUCAACGUAGGCAAUUUCCGGUGUGUGUUUGUUUUGCAAUGACAAUUAAUAAGAGUCAAGGGCAGACGUUGUCUCGAGUGGGGUUUUUUUUACCGAGACCUGUUUUUUCCCAUGGUCAACUAUAUGUUGCGUUGUCGCGUGUGAAAUCAAGGGAUGGAUUGAAAAAUUAUGUUGACCAGACAGAGGUUCCGCCUUUGGAGCACACAAAAAAUGUUGUUUACAAAGAAGUAUUCAAAAAUUUAAGCUGA